AUGAAGAGUACUGCAGUCUUAGCAUUAAAGAGAGGAAUAGCCCAUGGCACUCGAAUAGCUAUUGCGGGCAAUCAAGUAGUAAUUGGAGAUCUUCAGUACGACUUGAGCACCAAAAGCUCUUACACUAGCCAGCGAGGGUUGCCGUAUAGUUUGGCUGCUAUUGUUCAGCUCUACUGCACGAAAGACCAGGACCAUGGCGAGUACUUGAAGGCCUGUCGGAAUUUGGACAUAGACGCGGUUUCCUUUAUGGAUCGCGAAAGGAUUAUUGCCGAUCUAUUAAUCCCGCCCACUAAUGAGCGCACUCGGGUGGCUCUGCCAACGCGGGUUGAAUCAUUUGAUGUUCAGGGUUUAGUUGCGAAGUACAAUGGGUUGAAGACUUUUGGACAAACCGGCUUGGCUUACAUUGUGGUUCCCAGUGUUCCAGAGACUACUCUGGAGACAAUUAAGGCCAUUUUAGCUGAUGCGCCAAAUGUGCAAUUGAAACCAGGCCAUGAGAUUGAGCACACUGGGCAGCGUUAUCGGCUAGUCUCUUCUCCUCGCGACCUGGCUGAUAUUAACCAGGUGGCUGCUCUGUUCAUUGAUGGCAGCUCAGGCCAAUUCCGGAACUGGCCUAAAGACAUCACUGAAGCUCUUCGUAGCAAACCAGUCUUCUACUUGCAUAAAGAAGAUUCCGAACAGCCGGUCCCAGACUUACCCAAAAGCGUAACUAUUUUGAAGACCAGCGAUAAGUCAAAAAUAUCCCAAAACCUUAUAUCAGCUGCUUUCUGGACCAUUUUAGGACAUUCCGGAUAA
Molecule: messenger RNA, 792 nt
Organism: Nematocida homosporus
Lineage: Eukaryota; Fungi; Microsporidia
Exons: 1
Coding region: 1-792 (263 amino acids)
Biological process (GO): transcription elongation by RNA polymerase II; positive regulation of transcription elongation by RNA polymerase II
Cellular component (GO): Cdc73/Paf1 complex
Molecular function (GO): RNA polymerase II complex binding
Source: RefSeq, a predicted model, not a curated record